AUGGCUAGCCCUCCUGUGCUAGCUUUUGAUGCUGAGGGCCGCCCAGUGAAGUUCGAAACCUGGCUAGAUGACCUACACCUCUUCCUACAGCUCACUGCCAAGGAGGACAUCUCACUGUACGAUCACGCCCUAGGCCAUGCUACUGCUCCUGCUGCUACUGCUGACAGCACUGCCCGCUCACAGUGGCAGACUCGUGACGCCCACGCUUCCUUUGCUAUUCGCAACUCCCUGCCGAUAGACGAGCGCGAGCACUUUGGCCAGCACAAGACUGCACAGGCACUGUACACCGCUGUCGUUGCCCGCUACUCCUCACCUGCCUCUGCCGCGCUAGGCCGUCUCUCACUCCCCUACCUGUUUCCCGACCUGGCCUCGUUCCACACAGUCGCUGACCUCAUCACGCACCUCCGUACUAGUGAGGCCCGCUUCCGUGCCGCCAUGCUCGAUGAGUUUCUUGCCAAGAACCCUCCCCCGCUCUCGCUCAUUCUUUACCACCUAGUCACCCGCCUCCCUGACACUCUGCGUGCUCUCAGGGAUCACUUCCUAGCUCGCUGCCCCACUGAGCUCACCAUUGCCCUUCUUGAGAAGGAAUUGCUUGCAGCCUCUGCUUCUGCUGUCGACCUCCUUGGUUCUGGGAAGGUCGGGGCUGCGUCUGCUCUGAGCGGGCGCCGCAGCGGUAAGGGAAAAGGGGGCAAGGGAGGCGAAGGUGACGGCGAGGGAGGCGGUGGUGGGGGUGGUGGCGGCGGUGGGGGUGGUGGUGGGAAUGGUGGGGCUAGUGGCAGCGGUGUGGGUGGUGUCGGCAGCGGCGGGGGAGGUGGCAGGGGCGGGGGCGGUGGUGGGGGCGGCGGUGGACGCGGCGGCGGCAAGGGAGGAGGUGGUCAAGGAGGUGGCGGCGGCGGUGGUGGUCGUGGAGGCACUGGCGGUGGCCAGAGCCUGCAGCACUCUCCGUCGCCCCAGGAGCUCCGUGAGUGUGGAGAGGGUGCCCAGUACCUGCGUGUUCCGCCCGACCCGGGCAUUCGACCCGGUCAGGCUACCGCUCUAGGUGCUAGAGUGUCUGCUACCCCAGGUGCUGGUGAGGCUGCUGCUCUAGGUGCUGGUGCGUCUGCGCCCCCUGGGUUCUCCCCUCCCCUCCCACCCUCACCUGCUCCUCCCUGUCUUCCCUGCGUCGAGGGGCGGCAGCGCGCUGCUCCUCACUCCUCGUUUCCCUCGACGACUGCUCCCUUGCAGACGCUCCUCAUGGACGUGUGGGGCCCCGCCCGCGUCCAUGGUCAGGGUCAGGAGAGCGAGCGUUUCCACUCGGACUUUCCUGUCCUGCGCUUGCACUCUGACAGAGGUGGUGAGUUCUCUUCCGACCUCUUGGCAGCCUACUAUGAGGAGCACGGAAUCUGCCUGUUGUUCACGCUUCCGGCCUCUCCACACCAGAAUGGGGUUGCUGAGCGCUGCAUUGGCUUGGUCAUGGAGGCCGCCCGUACCUCCUUGAUCCAUGCGGCAGCUCCCCACUUUCUGUGGCCGUUUGCGGUCCGAUACGCUGCGCAUUAG
Molecule: messenger RNA, 1536 nt
Organism: Closterium sp. NIES-65
Lineage: Eukaryota; Viridiplantae; Streptophyta; Zygnematophyceae; Desmidiales; Closteriaceae
Source: the annotation of a GenBank genome assembly